This is a messenger RNA of Hyalella azteca, 738 nucleotides long. Its product is annotated as salivary glue protein Sgs-3-like. Lineage: Eukaryota; Metazoa; Arthropoda; Malacostraca; Amphipoda; Hyalellidae. The coding region runs from base 1 to 738 and encodes 245 amino acids. The record is from RefSeq and is a predicted model, not a curated record. The transcript is spliced from 4 exons.
AUGGCUAUCGAUGGCCUGAGGACGGUGGACGACGAAUGCGACUACACCGAGUCCCACACGACCAAAAAGACCACACCAGAGUCCCGCACGACCACUAAGACCACACCAGAGUCCCACACGACCAAAAAGACCACACCAGAGUCCCGCACGACCACUAAGACCACACCAGACUCCCACACUACCACUAAGACCAUACCAAAGUCCCGCACGACCACUAAGACCACACCAGAGUCCCACACGUCCACUAUGACCACACCAGACUCCCACACGACCACUAAGACCACACCAGACUCCCAUACGACCACUAAGACCACACCAGAGUCCCACACUACCACUAAGACCACACCAGAGUCCCACACGACCACUAAGACCACACCAGAGUCCCACACGACCACUAAGACCACAUUAGUUCCCCCUAAGGUCGCUAAUGGAGGUGCAUUUGUACCGCGCGCUUUGCUGGUGCAGGUGCGAGGUGAGGUUAUGGGGCGCUGGAAGCCUGGUAACGAGGGUUACCCUCAGAAGCCUGUCAAUGAGGAUUACCCUCAGAAGCCUGGUAACGAGGGUUACCCUCAGAAGCCUGUCAAUGAGGGUUACCCUCAGAAGCCUGGUAACGAGGGUUACCCUCAGAAGCCUGUCAAUGAGGAUUACCCUCAGAAGCCUGGUAACGAGGGUUACUCUCAGAAGCCUGGUAAUGAGGGUUACUCUCAGAAGCCUGGUAACGAGGAUUAUCCACAGUAG